Molecule: messenger RNA, 441 nt
Organism: Miscanthus lutarioriparius
Lineage: Eukaryota; Viridiplantae; Streptophyta; Magnoliopsida; Poales; Poaceae
Source: the annotation of a GenBank genome assembly
AUGCCCCGCGGCGGCUUCUCGGGGUCCCUCAGGUCGCCCAAGAUCGACGUCGUCAUCGACUUGGGGAACCCCUUCCUCAACCGCACCGUCGACGGCUUCCUCAAGAUCGGCGCCGUCGGCGCCUGCAAGGUGGCCGCCGAAGAGACCUUCGAGUGCCUCCACAGGGGGGAUGUUUCAAAGCACAGGAUUGAGCAUGCCCUGAAGAAGAUGUGCCAGGAGGGUGCAUAUUGGGGUACCGUUGCUGGAGUUUAUGUGGGCAUGGUGUAUGGUGUGGAAAGGGUCCGUGGUCGCAGCGACUGGAAGAAUGCGAUGAUCGGAGGCGCCUUAUCUGGUGCCCUCAUCUCCGGCGCCAGCAACAACCACAGAAACAAGAUCAUCAAGGAUGCCAUUACUGCCAGCGCGGUCGCAACAGCCGUGGAGUUCAUCAACUGCCUUACCUAG